Molecule: messenger RNA, 2006 nt
Organism: Geodia barretti
Lineage: Eukaryota; Metazoa; Porifera; Demospongiae; Tetractinellida; Geodiidae
Source: the annotation of a GenBank genome assembly
UCUUCUGUUGAAACGGGCAUUUACAAGGAUCCUUUAUACCUGUCACCAUGUGUUUUAUAAGCAGCUUUCUGCGUGGAUGUUACAUGGUUUGCUCUUAGAUCAGAAAGGAGAGUUCUUUAUUGAAAAGAUAGAACUGUCACAAAGCAGUGAGGUGGAGCAAAGAGAAGUCGAUGAAGAGGCACCCACCGCAGGCCCAUUUUCAGCAACUGAAAAAGCUACUAGUGAAUUUCGAAUUAAUGGCCAAUUAGCCCCUUCCUACCUGCCACAAACAGUUCUUGAAAAGAUUUUAUUCAUUGGUGAAGCUGUGCAGAUUUUCCAGACACUCCAUGCCAGUGGUGCACAUCCACCACUUGCAAGCUUUUCCGUCAGCUCAGGAUAUCAACUUCGUGCAGACCUAAUGAAGUUCAGCUGGAUGCUGACUGUGUUACAAAAUCAACCUAUCCUUCAAUUACGUGACUUUGAAAACAAAAUUGAAUACAUUAGGAAUGUUGUUGCACAGCAUUUGUGGAGACUUCUUGUUGAAGAAUCAAACUUGGUUGGCCAUUUGCAUGUAGGUAUAUGCAUUAUAGUGUAACUGCUUUAAGUAUUAUUGCAUGCAAAUUGGGAUUUUUCUACUUGUGCCCAGUGAUGCAUGUUUAGGUUUCUAGACAGCACAUUUAGAAACAAGGUAGUCUUAGCUUCCGGAGUAUAUACUUCCAGUUGCAUAGCGCCCACAGACUUCAAUACAAAGUGAAGCUACGUGGUGAGGCUAUACUACACAUAGGGAUACGUAUAUUCAACACUGAAAAAUUGUGAGUGAAAGAACAAUGUUUCUUAGCUUACUUAAUCGACAAGCCUGGAGACCUAGUACACGUAGCUUUAGAGUAUUGUGACUGCAUCAGACAAACAACAAACAGAAAAAUACCGCAUUUAGGCGACUACGUAGGUAGGUUUGCUCAGUUAACAGUAAAGAACUUGGUUUAUGUUACAAAGUGAGGGUAUUACACAAGCUGGUAGCAAUGCUCAAAAUUACUGCUGUUUUCCCACUCCAGGUUAUGAAGGACAUAUUUCUACUUGGCCGUGGAGAAUUAUUCUUGUCAUUCAUUGAUAUGGCUGAUAUAUUAAUGAAGCAGUCACCAACUAGUACUACACAGCAUGAUAUCAAUGUUGCAUUUCGACAAGCGAUGAUCAAGAUAGCAAUGGAUCACGAAGAACUUGCUAAGCAGUUUGAACUGACUCUCUCCCUUCCACCUGUGCAAUCUAGUGGAGUGUCUUUAAAGUCUAAGAUGACAAAUUCCUGGAAGUAUGUAGGCAUGUCACACAAGGUUUCAUGGCCUCUACAUGUUGUGUUAACACCAGCUACCCUGGAAAAGUACUCAGCAUUGUUCCACUUUUUGCUGUCAUUAAGACGGGCACAAGCCUAUUUACAACAGUGUUGGGCAACACUUAUGACAAUUCGAACCGGGGCUCAUUGUCUACAAGCAGUUUGGCAGUUAAGAACUCAUAUGGGGUUCCUAAUUGAUAACCUACAGUAUUAUGUACAGGUAGAUGUACUGGAGACACAGUUUUCACAACUUCUAAACAGGAUCAAAUCUACCCAUGAUUUCGAGGCUGUCAAAGUUGCCCACAGUGAUUUUGUCAAGACACUUCAGUCGCAGCUCUUCUUUACAGAACCAAUCCGGCGUUGCGUUUAUGAGAUACUGGAGUUGUGUUUCUCAUUCAGUGAGCUCAUUCAGACUCUGAGAAGAGAAGAGUUUGUGUUUUCGUCAAAAGAACAAGAGGCUUUCCAUCGCAUAUCUGUGGACUUCAGGAGGCAGUCAUCACUUUUGUUUAGAGUACUCUCUGCUGCAAAGAACCAUCACUCUGCACCUCACAUAGCUCAGCUUUUGCUUAGAAUUGACUACAAUAGGUACUUCACUAAUCUGUCAUAGCUGGAUUGUUCAUCCUUUUGUGUAUUAUUCCCUGUUUAAUAACACUAUAAUCUCAAGAGCUGCGAUGCAUACGUAUUUACACAUAACUUUACCAGC